This is a messenger RNA of Choloepus didactylus (southern two-toed sloth), 498 nucleotides long. Its product is annotated as keratin-associated protein 4-8-like. Bases 1 to 498 code for a protein of 165 amino acids. NCBI's taxonomy places the organism in Eukaryota, Metazoa, Chordata, Mammalia, Pilosa, Megalonychidae. The record is from RefSeq and is a predicted model, not a curated record. Gene Ontology annotation, cellular component: keratin filament. The transcript has a single exon.
AUGCUCAACUCCUGUUGUGGCUCCUUCUGCUCUGACCAGGGCUGUGGCCAAGGUCCCUGCCAGGAGACCUGCUGCUGCCCCAGCUGCUGCCCGACCACCUUCUGCAGGAUCACCUGCUGCCGCCCCAGCUGCUGCGGGUCCAGCUGUUGCAGGCCCCAGUGUUGCCAGUCUAUGUGCUGCCAGCCAAGCUGCUAUCGCCCCAGCUACUGCAUCUCCAGCUAUUGCCUCCCAGCCUGCUACCAGAGCACCUGCUGCAGGACCACUUGCUGCCAUCCUUCUUGCUGUGUGUCCAGCUGCUGCUGCCCCAGCUGCUGUGUGUCCACCUGCUGCAGACCCCAGUGCUGCCAAUCUGUGUGCUGUCAGCCUGUUUGCUGCUGCCCAAGCUUCUGCAUUUCCAGCUGUUACCACCCAGUAUGUUGUCAGACCACCUGCUGCCGCCCCAGCUGUUGCCUGACUCUCUGUUGCCACCCAACCUGCUCUGGUGGUUCUUGCUGCUGA